AUGUUUCUUCUUGACUGAACUUUCAACCUGUGUGGACUUCAGUCCCUGUAAAUAAGCAACAACUAAAAGUCAACAGAUGGAGGCCAUAAAAAGUCUACUUGGAUUUGAGUGGAUGGACGGAAUAAGUAUUGUGAUAUUUUUGUGUGUUUUUGUGCUGUUGGCUGAUAUUUUGAAGAACAGAGUCCCGUCAAACUUUCCUCCUGGACCGUGGGCUCUCCCACUGAUUGGAGACCUUCAUCGCAUCAAAGCCAGCAGGAUCCACGUGCAGCUCUCAGAGUUUGCAGAGAAAUAUGGAAAGAUUUUCAGCCUGCGGCUCUUUGGUGGAAGAGUUGUGGUCAUCAAUGGCUACAAGCUUGUGAGAGAGGCCCUGGUCCAAAAAGGGAAGGACUACGUCGAUCGCCCCUUCGUACCUCUAUCUUAUGCAAUGAUGGGGGACAAGGGUCUGGUGAUGUCAAACAACAAUCCAUGGAAGCAACAGAGGCGAUUCGCUCUUCACACUCUCAGGAACUUUGGAGUGGGCAAGAAGACCCUGGAGCAAUCCAUCCAGCAGGAGGGCCAAUAUCUCACCAAGGCUCUUGGCAAUAAAAAAGUCAAAGCAGCAACUGACAAGAAUACGAUCCUGAACUAUGCUGUGUCCAACAUUAUCAACUGCCUUGUGUUUGGACAUCGCUACGAGUACGCUGACAAGCGGUUCCAGAGUAUUCUUCAGGACUUGAAAGAGAUUGUGUUCUUACAGGGAAGUCCAAGUGUACAGAUUUAUAACACGUUCCCCUGGCUGAUGAAGUGGCUGCCUGGAUCUCACAACAAGAUUUUAACUAUGUUCAAAAGGAUCGUUGACUUUGUUGAAAUCAAGAUCAAAGAACACAGAGAUAGUCUAGACCCGUCCUCACCAAGAGACUACAUCGACUGCUUCCUCACAGAGAUGGGAGAGAGAGACGACAAAGAUUCUAGUUUUGAUAUCGAGAAUUUGUGUUCUUGCACUCUGGACCUGUUUGGUGCUGGAACUGAAACUACUACCACUACUCUAUACUGGGGACUGCUGUACAUGAUCUACUAUCCUCAAAUACAAGAGAGAGUCCAGGCUGAGAUAGACGCUGUGAUUGGUUCAUCCAGAGUGCCCUCUCUAAAUGACAAAGAAGACAUGCCCUAUACUAAUGCAGUCGUUCAUGAGAUCCAGAGAAUGGCCGACAUCGUUCCCCUUAAUGUGAUCCGCAUGGCAACCAAGGACACAACACUCGACAAGUACACAAUCCCAAAGGGCACCAUCAUCAUGCCCACCUUGAACUCGGUUCUUCACGAUGAGGCGAUGUGGGAAACUCCGCACUCCUUCAACCCUCAACACUUUCUGGAUCGGGACGGCCAGUUUAGGAAGAGAGAGGCCUUCCUUCCUUUCUCAGCAGGGAAGCGUGUGUGUAUCGGGGAGCCGCUGGCCAAGAUGGAAAUAUUCCUCUUUUUUACCUCCCUUCUUCAGAGGUUUUCUUUCUCUGCAGUUGACGGAGAACAGCCCAGCCUGGAUUUUGUUUUAGGAUUCACUCGCAGUCCCAAACCUUACCGGGUCUGUGCUGUACCCCGAUAAACAACCAGCUGUCCCAGACUCAGUCAAGUUUCUGUGAAGGAAAAUUUCAACAGAAAAUUUAAUUUGUAUUCUGUGUCUUAAUUUGUUUCAAUUAUUGCUGAUAAAAGGUCACAUAUUCUGCAGAAUCCACUUCACCACGUUUCUCUAACUCUAAUAUGUGUCCAUAGUCUGUCUACAAA
This is a messenger RNA of Labrus bergylta (ballan wrasse), 1755 nucleotides long. Lineage: Eukaryota; Metazoa; Chordata; Actinopteri; Labriformes; Labridae. The record is from RefSeq and is a predicted model, not a curated record.